UCUAAGGACCUUGAUGCUGUAGAAUCUCAACGAUUGGAGCGCAUACAAGCUGCCAGGCGCAUCAAGAGAGUCAGAUCAACACAGAGUCGACGCUCAUAUUCUGCAGAUUCUCGCAAUGAGGAGGCCAGUUCCUCCUCCUGCUUGCCAAAUUGUCUUCGAAGCCAAAGACGUCCAGACCGGGACCGAUUGUACAGAUCUAGGCACGAAUCUUCUUGUUCAGACUUCCCUUCCCCAGACUCCAACCCGCCUUCCUACGAUGGCGCCUGCCGAGGUCGCUCUAGACACAACUCUGGGAUAGAAGAAAACACUGCGUUACUUCUGGACGUCACCAGCUCUCACAGAUCGUAA
Candidula unifasciata is the source of this 348-nucleotide messenger RNA. The record is from the annotation of a GenBank genome assembly. Lineage: Eukaryota; Metazoa; Mollusca; Gastropoda; Stylommatophora; Geomitridae.